CCACUGUUCAUACAUACAUCGACGUUAUUAGACAAAAGGUCUUAUUGUAUUACGUGUACAAUAUAUUCAUACUCAUGAUUCUACGUACAUCAAUAACGUGAUAAAUACGAAAUUAUUAUCCAGUUAUUAGAAAGUUUGAUAAACUUCAAGAAAAACAAUUUGUCGAAUUAUUAGUAGAGAUAUUUUUUUAUUAUUGAGUGAUUCUUAUAUUUCGGGGCAAUUUUCACAGUGAACAUUUCUCAAAUAUAAAGGAAAUCUUAAAUAAAAUCAGCAAAUACAAUAGUAUAAAAAUGUCUGCUGCAGCGGAUGCAUUUACUAGAUUUGCAGAAAAUCUCGGCAACAAAAUCGAACCGAAUGUACGACAUCACCUUGUCCGAGUCUAUGCAUGUCUCACGACCACAACAAUUUGCGCUGCAAUUGGCGCCAUUGUUCAUUUACUUGGAAUAUUCGAAGCAGGUUUAUUAUCAGCAUUCGGUUCGAUUGGACUUGUGUUAUACUUGAGUUUCGCCAUUGAUGACCCAAAGACAUUUUAUACUCGUCUCGCAGCUCUGUUUGGUUUCGGGUUUCUAACUGGCAACUCAAUUGGGCCAUUAUUGAAUUUGGUUAUUGCAGUCGAGCCACAAGUGGUUGUCACUGCGUUGAUUGGAACAGUUGUGGUGUUUGUAUCACUUAGCUGUUCAGCACUACUUGCUGAACGAGGAAGUUUCCUUUUCUUGGGCGGUAUUUUUAUGAGCAUUUUGAGUACUAUGACUUUGUUUGGUUUGGCAAAUAUUUUCAUCCAAUCACAAAUUAUCUAUCAGGCCCAUUUGUACAUUGGAUUGAUUGUUAUGGCUGGAUUUGUAUUAUUUGACACUCAAAUGAUCAUGGAGAAACGACGAGCAGGCUCAACAGAUUGUAUCAGACACUCAAUGGAUUUAUUUUUCGAUUUGGUUUCAAUGUUCCGUCGUUUGCUAAUUAUUUUGACUCAAAAGGAGGAACGUGAGCAACGUCGUCGCAAAAACAAAUAAUUUUCAAUUCUACAACUUAGAAGAUCAGCUCUUAGAUAGCCGAGGUUUUUUAAAAGGAUUAAUCCGCAUUAUAUUAGAAAUGGUUAAUUGCUGUGCUUAUGAUUGAUAAUUUAUAAAGUUGAAAUAAAAAAAAAAUUGAAAAUUACUAUGUAUUUA
Molecule: messenger RNA, 1163 nt
Organism: Contarinia nasturtii (swede midge)
Lineage: Eukaryota; Metazoa; Arthropoda; Insecta; Diptera; Cecidomyiidae
Gene: BI-1
Product: bax inhibitor 1
Exons: 5
Coding region: 291-1007 (238 amino acids)
Biological process (GO): cellular response to unfolded protein; negative regulation of endoribonuclease activity; negative regulation of apoptotic signaling pathway
Cellular component (GO): mitochondrial membrane
Molecular function (GO): enzyme binding
Source: RefSeq, a predicted model, not a curated record